AUGGAAAGCGUUGAGCAGGAAAACGCUGCUACUUUCCCAGAGAUUCAACGUCUGGGAGAAAUCCUUCUCGCUCUAACAAAGAAAGAGAAGGAUAAGGACAAGGAAACCUCGUCGUGGGUUUCCAAGCCCGCUCCGUACAGAGGACAACGCGAUCUGCGCGUCUUCACGGAGUGGAUCAAAGGUCUUGAGCGAUUCUUCCGCUGGCACAAGACCUCUGCUAAGAGGAAGGCCUGGAUGGCCUUCCACAAUCUGACAGGAGAGGCCGCGUCGAGAUGUGAGCUGGACACGACACUGUUCAGCCAGCUCGAGGACGGGAAGGUUUCUUGGGAAGCCUUCAAGGCGUAUUUGCGGGAUGCCUUCAUCCCUACCGAUGCUUUGGACAAGCAUCGACGCCAGUUUUACCGCCUCCGCCAGACUGGUUCGGUCCACGAGUUCGUGGACAAGGUGAACCAGUAUCAGGCGACGCUCGGCCUCCCCGAAUGGGCGGUUAUGGAUGUCCUCCACUGUAAGGCCGCAUAG
Schizosaccharomyces japonicus yFS275 is the source of this 519-nucleotide messenger RNA. RefSeq lists its product as hypothetical. Bases 1 to 519 code for a protein of 172 amino acids. The record is from RefSeq and is a predicted model, not a curated record. The transcript has a single exon. Lineage: Eukaryota; Fungi; Ascomycota; Schizosaccharomycetes; Schizosaccharomycetales; Schizosaccharomycetaceae.